GGAGGCGGUUCAUUCAAGCAAUGUUUUGCUCCCUAUGAGGUGAACUUGUUGUCCAGCAGCAGUUCUAGAAGUGUUUCAAGUUCCUUUGAAAUGGAAAACGAUCUUGUAUGCAAUUACAAGAAAUGUAGGCGAAGAUUGACGAAAUACGCUUGGGUGACUUCGUGCUCUCAUAUUUUUUGUGAGGAAGACGGAUCAAGGGAAUUCUCAAAUGCGUCUAUCAGCCAUGUUUGUCCAGCUUGUGAGAGUGCGCUACCAGGAAAAUAUGAUGUGAUCAAGACAGAUCUGCAGCCUACUGAUCAAUAUAAAUCUAUGGUUCUGGCCGGUCAAAGACCAGAUGUUGUCAUGGAAAUUUGCUCAAGAGCGAUGGCAUUUUGGACAUACCAGUCUCAUCAAGAAAGAAUGUAUCAAGAGUAUGUGUCCACUCGUGCAAAAGAAAAAUGCACACAACUGGAGCAAUAUUACCAACAAGUUGUCUCUCGGGCACAAACUGAAAUGGCUGCUCUCAAACAGCAGAUAACAAAUGUUAAGAAAGACCUUGACAGUAAUAAGUUAAGAUACAACGAAGUGUCAGAUAAGCUCAUGGAAAGGAAUCGUCAGUACCAAAGACUUCAAGCAAUGUAUGACAGUUUGAGAAGGAGAAGCAUCACACCAAGGACUUUUAAUGGACGUGAAGCAACCAGUGGUGGUCAAGGGGCUGCUGCUGUAAACAGAUACGAUAUUCCACUGGGUGUACAGGAAGACGAUCAAGAGCAGCAACAUUCAACUUCAGCAAAGUCAUUGUUUGACAUUUCCUUGAAUCAGAGUUGCAUGGAAGAUAGUUUCUCCCUUCGCUCUGUAGCAGCUCGGCAGAUGCCAUCAGAAUCACAAGCUGAUUUUGCUGGUGCCUGUCAGACAACACCUGCUCGAAAAGUCAGUGGAAGAAACAGCCCAGAUGACAGAAGACCUUUCAGCCUUGAACUGAACACACCAGCAGGUAUAGCACAACGAGCUGUCCCUCCUAGAAGAAUGUAA
Molecule: messenger RNA, 1011 nt
Organism: Corticium candelabrum
Lineage: Eukaryota; Metazoa; Porifera; Homoscleromorpha; Homosclerophorida; Plakinidae
Product: E3 ubiquitin-protein ligase CCNB1IP1-like
Exons: 12
Coding region: 91-1011 (306 amino acids)
Biological process (GO): reciprocal meiotic recombination
Cellular component (GO): synaptonemal complex
Molecular function (GO): ubiquitin protein ligase activity
Source: RefSeq, a predicted model, not a curated record